GAGUGACGACGGACAAUUCACAAGAGAAACGAAUUUUUCUAGAUCGACUAGUCAAGGCAGGCCAUUGUCACAAUGAGAAAGAAAGAAGUUCUGAGGUGUCCCUUACUGUAUGAAAAAGCUAACCAUUGCUGAAGAACAAGAGAAAGACGUGCUUGGAUUGGUCCACACAUGGGUUUGCCUUUGGGCUAGGGAAUGAUGAACAAACACAAUUUGGCUCCUUAUUCUUGGACUGAGGAAAUGAUAAUGAUAGUCUAAUCGACUGGAAAUAGCAUUAUCAGAAGUCAGAACGAUUGUUUCGUUUUCAAGAGGGGGGAUUUGGAUUGGAGAGUGGGCAGUAGUACAAUAGGAUUGAGGUUGCCAACUGACCUACUUACCCACUGUGUGUCAAGCUCAAGUUCAAUUCCGUUGAGGAGGGUGCCUCUUUCAUGCAUUUUGUUUUAGGGUUUUGGAGGCAUUCAUGUUCCAUGAACCUGAAAUCAUUUUUGCAAUUUGGGCAGAGGUGAUGGUGAUAAUGACCGGGUGUAUAUCGGUAUUCAACAAUCAAUCAAUUUGCCACUCCUUUCAUCGGUACAAAGUUGUAUAUGCUCUAAGGAAAAUUAGAAAAAUCAUCUUCAAUUACCAGGGAAAAAACCAUUUUAUUUUUGUAUGUAAGAUUUAUAAUAGAAUUAUUGAUAGAAUGUAUGGAUUCAAAGAAUGUGCGGUUGUCUCCCCUAUGGCUCAAAGAAGAAUAAUAAGCAUGGCAAUAGAACCAUAAUUGCAUUUGUGGGCCGUGAUGGUCUGGGCCCAGGUAAAGCCAGCCACAACUGUUUCCCAGGAAUUCUGCUGCAAAUCAUGCACCCAGCCACCCACCAGACCAGAACCACUGAUCAUAUACAGUACACAAUACAAAUAUAUGUUCUUUCUCUCGUGUGCAUGUGAGCAAAGAUCACAAAAGCUCUCCAAUUUUGAUUCUUUUAAUUGGACUGUUUGCCCGAUAUAUCAUUUUCUUAUGCACUGUCCUCGUUAAACGACAUUGCUCUCCUCAUGUGAUCCUAUACGAUCGAAUUAUUGGUAGGAGUCUGAAACCCUCUCUAUGUAUCUUGUGUAUUUGUCAAACAUUACUGCGCUAGUACGUAUAGGGCUGGCCAUUCGGUUAUCGGUUGCCGGUUAACCGGCCGGUUAAACCGAUAACCGGCGGUUACCGGUUUGUGUAUUUGUCAAACAUUACUGCGCUAGUAUGUAUAGGGCUGUCCAUUCGGUUAUCGGUUGCCGGUUAACCGGCCGGUUAAACCGAUAACCGGCGGUUACCGGUUUGUGUAUUUGUCAAACAUUACUGCGCUAGUACGUAUAGGGUUGGCCAUUCGGUUAUCGGUUGCCGGUUAACCGGCGGUUACCGGUUAACCGGAUAACCGAAAAUAAGGGUUGCGGGCGGUUGGCGGUAGCGGGACUGGCUGUGCCGGUUAACCAGCUAACCGACGGUUAACCGGCUAACCGGCACGACUAGCCCCGCCUCAAGCAAAACGCAGCCGCCGAGAUUACUCCCUCCCUAAACCCUAAUCGUCAUCGAGCGAGCAGACCCUCAAUCCCUCCGGCAUCCAAUCUCUCAAACUCGCUCCCCAUUUCGUCUCAAUAGCUAGACCCGGAGCCACCAUUUCCUCUUCCUCCACCUCCGAUCCUUCCAAUCCGACACCCACUGCCGCCAAUCCAACGAAAGGCUCCAGCAUCCGCGACUAGGCCCGCUGCCACAACCUCGCUCACCCACAACCAGCCAACAAUCUUUCCGCCAAGUAUGUACCUUUCAACGCCGGCGCCAACUCCACCGAGUCAUACUCCCUCGACGAGAUCGUCUACCGUUCCCAAUCCGGCGGCCUGCUCGACGUCCAGCACGACAUGGAGGCGCUCAAGGCGUUCCCGAGCUCUUACUGGAAGGCCCUGUUCGAUUCUCGCGUCGGGAAGACGACUUGGCCGUACGGAUCAGGGGUUUGGUCGAAGAAAGAGUGGGUCUUUCCCGGCGGUCAUUGCGUCUCCCGGUUACUUCGGUUAACCGGGCAACUAACCGGUAACCGACCGGUCGGUUGUCGGCUACCCGACAGCUUCCGUCGGGCGGUUGGCUGUAACCAUUGGUGGCGUCGCGGUUAACCGGUAACCGACAUUUUGGUUAUCGGUUAUAACCGAACUAACCGAAAAUCCAGCCCUAAGUACGUAGUAGCAUAGGUGAUUAUAUAAUUAAGAUCACUGCAAUUUGAAGUUGAUGUGGGUUUUUGUUAAGAUACAAUUCAGCCCAGGUGCUUCUCUCGAUGCUAGGGUCCUCAAGUCUUCGGGUUAAGCUACAAGAAAAGUCAUUUGUCCUUGAACGAUCGAGUCGGUUGAAAGUUCGAACGAGAGCAAGAAGUCUUAGUAGAGAGAAUGUUAUGUCUUCCAAAAUGUCACCAUCUUCCUCUAUAUAUAAGGAAAGAAAGAUAUAUCGUCUCA
Linum trigynum is the source of this 2451-nucleotide messenger RNA. NCBI's taxonomy places the organism in Eukaryota, Viridiplantae, Streptophyta, Magnoliopsida, Malpighiales, Linaceae. The record is from the annotation of a GenBank genome assembly.